UUUCGUCUUCAGAGGAGUGGUUGUGAUGGCCACCCCUCAGGUGUUAAGAGGUGGGAGAUAUUUCAGUGACACUGCACACACUCACACCGACCUUCUCUGUCGCUUCUCAUCUCCGUCUGCACUGAAUUCAACGGAGAGCUGGAUUUUGGAUUUAUUAUUAAGAACCGAGGCUUGAGGACUUAGGAGAGAUGUGUGGGGUGUGAGAAAGACCUUUGAACUACGGACUAAACACAGGAUUCAGUGUGCAAUAAGUUGGAAGAAGUAUCAUGGAUGCAUUAGCUUUAGAGGCAAAAGGGGCUAAGAGUGAAAGCGCAGCAGCACCGGCACCCUCCAAACCCAGACCAAAACCCCCCCAAAAAGCGAAACGAAUUGUUUACUUUGAGGUGGAGAUACUAGACAUCAAAACCCGGGAAAAACUACUGCUUCUGGAUAAGGUAGAGCCAACAGCCACUAUUUUGGACAUUAAGUCUUUGUUCCACAAAUCAAAUCCACACUGGUAUCCUGCCAGACAGUCUUUAUGCCUUGACCCAAAAGGAAAACCCUUAAGAGAUGAGGAAAUCCUUCAGGAGCUCCCUGUGGGAACCACUGCAACCUUCUACUUCAGAGACUUGGGAGCCCAGAUUGCCUGGGGAACUGUGUUCCUAAUCGAGUGCAUUGGACCACUUGUCAUAUAUCUGCUGUUUUAUUUUCGACUGCCUUUAAUCUACGCUCCCAAGUACGAGUUCACCGCCAGUAAGCAUUUGGUUGUGCAUAUCGCCUGUGUGUGUCAUUCCUUCCACUACAUGAAGCGAAUCUUGGAGACGUUGUUUGUCCAUCGCUUCUCCCACGGCACCAUGCCAUUUCGCAACAUUUUUAAAAUCUGUUCCUAUUACUGGUGCUCUGCUGCAUGGAUGGCUUAUUACAUCAAUCACCCUCUCUACACACCGCCAUAUUAUGGGGAGAAGCAGGUGAAGGCAGCACUGGGAAUCUUUCUAUUCUGUCAACUUGGCAGCUUCUCGAUUCACGUGGCUCUGCGCAAUCUCAAACUACCUGGCUGUAAGACGAAGAAGAUUCCUUAUCCAACCAAAAAUCCUUUUACAUGGAUAUUUGCACUUGUUUCAUGCCCAAACUACACAUAUGAGAUGGGAUCCUGGCUCGGUUUCACACUCAUGACCCAGUGUGUCCCUGUGUUGUUCUUCACUGUGGUGGGAUUCAUACAGAUGACGGUUUGGGCCAAAGGAAAGCAUCGCAGCUACCUGAAGGAGUUCAAACAGUAUCCCACACUGCGCUCCCCUAUCCUACCUUUCAUCCUAUAGCAGGAAGAUACAACACUAAAAAUAACAUAUACAGAGUUUUUUUUUUCCAAUCAAAUACAAG
This is a messenger RNA of Sinocyclocheilus rhinocerous, 1356 nucleotides long. RefSeq names its product very-long-chain enoyl-CoA reductase-like. Gene Ontology annotation, biological process: very long-chain fatty acid biosynthetic process. Bases 267 to 1295 code for a protein of 342 amino acids. The record is from RefSeq and is a predicted model, not a curated record. Gene Ontology annotation, molecular function: oxidoreductase activity, acting on the CH-CH group of donors. NCBI's taxonomy places the organism in Eukaryota, Metazoa, Chordata, Actinopteri, Cypriniformes, Cyprinidae. The transcript is spliced from 11 exons.